AUGAGCAAAACAAACUCAAAAAUAACGAUAGCGCUCAUAAUAGUCCUAAUGAGUUUUAUUUUCAUCCUUCAGCUUACAAGUUCAAUUCCAUCAACUAACAUUGAACAUUUACAAAAAAGACAACCAGUACCACAGGCGGAUGAUCCAAAACCAAAGGAUGAUCCAAAACCAAAGGAUGAUCCAAAACCAAAGGAUGACCCAAAACCAAAGGAAGAUCCAAAACCAAAGGAAGAUC
This is a messenger RNA of Entrophospora candida, 235 nucleotides long. The record is from the annotation of a GenBank genome assembly. Lineage: Eukaryota; Fungi; Glomeromycota; Glomeromycetes; Entrophosporales; Entrophosporaceae.